AUGCCUCAGGUGUACGAGAAAGAGAUUGUCUAUGAUUAUCCGGCCGCACACACCCUGCUGUGGCUCAUGCGCAAGUAUCCGAACCCGCAGAGUCCACAGGUGUUUUCAGUGGACACGAUAUCGCGGACUAUGGAUCCGGAUACGGGCGUCGUGAGGAGUGAACGGAUUCUGGGGAUCAAGCAAGGUGCCCCGAAGUGGAUCACAAAGCUCUUCUCCCUACCUCAGACAACAUACGUCCGCGAAGUCAUCUUUAUCGACCCGGCAAAGGACCAGGCGACCAUGAUGUCCAUGAAUCUCGACCUCGCGCAGUACAUCAACGUCCUCGAGUACAUCACGUACACUCCCUUCCCGCGCGAACAAGGCGGAACGGCGCCGUCGACACUGUUCAGGCAGCACGCGCUGAUGCACUCGGCCUUCCCUACGCGAAUGAUCGCAAGACGAAUCGAGAAGGCUAGCGUGGACCGGUUCAAGUCCAACGCCGAGACGGGCAAGAUGGGUUUUGACUGGGUAUUGCGCAAGGGGCUCGAGUUCAGCGGCAACAUGAAUGGAAACGGUAACGGGAACGGCGCGUCGUUGGCGUAG
Molecule: messenger RNA, 582 nt
Organism: Cutaneotrichosporon cavernicola
Lineage: Eukaryota; Fungi; Basidiomycota; Tremellomycetes; Trichosporonales; Trichosporonaceae
Exons: 4
Coding region: 1-582 (193 amino acids)
Biological process (GO): phospholipid transport
Cellular component (GO): mitochondrial intermembrane space
Molecular function (GO): phosphatidic acid transfer activity
Source: RefSeq, a predicted model, not a curated record